Aspergillus ruber CBS 135680 is the source of this 2847-nucleotide messenger RNA. Its product is annotated as putative PHD finger and SET domain protein. The record is from RefSeq and is a predicted model, not a curated record. NCBI's taxonomy places the organism in Eukaryota, Fungi, Ascomycota, Eurotiomycetes, Eurotiales, Aspergillaceae. The transcript has a single exon. Bases 1 to 2847 code for a protein of 948 amino acids. Gene Ontology annotation, molecular function: protein binding.
AUGACAGAUACCUCCUCAGUCGCCAACACGCAUUCAACCACGGAGCCAACUUCGGUCACCGUCCCUCUGCCCUCGCCCGCCCUCAACGGCGCCGGUGCCGACCCCGUCGUCCCGGAAGAGGAGGAGCCGUACACCAUUCGUUGCAUCUGCAACUACGAUGAUGACGAUGGCAACACGGUCUUCUGCGAAAAGUGCGAGACCUGGCAGCAUAUCGAAUGCUACUACCACCGCGUGGAUGUCCCCGACAUCCAUUUCUGCGAAGACUGCGAUCCACGUGGCAUCGAUCGACUCGCCGCCAUAGAACGGCAGCGGGCUGUUAGGGAACAACAGAGUGACGGUGGCAAUGACCGAAAAUCCAAACGUUCGGGUUCGAAGGGUCAGAGGAAGAGGGCCAGUAAGGAUCCUGCCGACAAGGUGAAUGGCAGCUCCCACCACCGCUCCGACUCGGGUGGUCGCGACCAUCCGGCCAAGAAAACCAAAUCUAAUCAUCGCUCGUCCAACUCAAUCAGCUCUUUGGCCGCUAUUCCCGCGUUCCAACCGGACGGGCGCAGACGAGCCACCGCUUCGAUGAGUCCGACCAAAUCUGGUCCCUCCAUUCCACUGUAUUCCAAGGAGUUUCUUCAUCUCUAUGACCACGACUAUGGACAGGCCGAUAACAUGUAUAGUAAUCUCUUUGUGAACCUGCCUCUUGCCGCAGACCUGGCGUCAUGGGUGACAGAACCCGCGGCCUUGGCUCGCGUGGCCAAUGGACGCUCUGCGCAGGACAUUUUUACGUGGGCGGAUGCGGGUCUCGACAAAUCUCAAUGGCCGGCAUUAUCUGUCGAGUCGGUCACCGACCCCAGUGUCGAAGUCGACGGGAUUCGUCCCAUGUGGAAAACUCUCAGGACCCAGGACAUGGUGGCCAAGGAUGAAAUCGUUGGGGAGAUUACAGGCAAGAUUGGGCAUCUACGAGAUUACUGUCUCGACCCCAACAACCGAUGGCAGGAGCUACGGCAUCCGGAACCCUUUGUAUUCUUUCACCCUCAACUUCCCCUCUACAUUGAUAGCCGGCACGAAGGGAGUACGUUGCGCUAUGUGCGGCGCUCGUGUCGCCCUAAUGUGACAAUGAAGACUUACAUUACCAACGAAGUGGAAUAUCAUUUCUGUUUUGUCGCCAAGGAGGACAUAUCCGCCAACACUGAGAUUACUGCCAUGUGGUAUCUGGAUCCGCAGUUGUUUGAAGCAACCAACGGCCUGGUCAAGCAGGAGUCCAGCGACAGCGCACAGGACAUCGCAGCAAGCUGUAUCAGUAAUGUCCUUGCCAAUUUUGGCGGUUGCGCUUGUGAUCCACCAUCGAAUUGCUUGCUUGCCAAUGUGGAUCGUCGGCGACAUGCCAAGUUUCCCGACGGUGGCGCCAAGUCGACCGCAAACGGCAAGCGCAAGAAGUCCAAGCGCAAACUCACCAUGUCUCCGCCACCGCCUAACAGCCGCGCGGACAGCGAAGCAAUGAAGCAUACCGAUGACGACGAUGCCGCUGAUAGUCGAUCCGUGUCUGGCUCGGCUCGAGGGCACGCCGGCAGCCGCGAUCUUACACCUACCCACGACGGUCCACUCUUUGGAGACUCAGAAUUGUCGGCUCGAGAUAAACGCAAGAUCGCUGCUGCUGAAAAGAAGUUCCAGCAACUAGAACAGGAUCAACAAGCAGCGACCCAUGGUCGGAAGAAAAAGCGGACAAGCGGUCCCUCCACACAGCCCGGACCACUUGGUGGCGCAAGCUCCAUGACUGGCGGCAAAUCAGUACAGGUGGACACGGCCGUUGGGCGGCACUCCCGCUCGCCGCCAUCAGCGAUCUCCCCUGGGACUAUGGUUGUUGGUGUACGCAAGCUGUCAAGUCCUGGCACUUCUUCAGUGCCGUCGCCACUCCGACGCGCGCCGUAUGUCGAUUCCGCGAUGCAGACCGACCCAGACGAGGCAGACGUGGAAGAUGUACCCACUACUUUUCCGCUGCCAUCGCCUCGACGGCCCAGCUUUGUGCCUCUCACGCAGCGGCUGCUCAAGCGGUGUCAUGCGGAUUGGGCACGAUUCGAGCAAUCUAAUGGGGAAAAGCAGACUCCAUCGGAGCAUGGCCUCCAGUCCCCCGCUUCGUCCUCUGCUGCCACACCAGGUGAUGGUCAGUUGUCAUUCCAGUCUGCUUCACCAAGCGUCUUCACAAAUCAGGAAAAGGAGGAUGUAGAGAUGAAGGACCUAGGUUCGCCGACUCCUUACAGGCCACAGUCAUCCGACGUGAUGGAUGUGGAACCUUCAGGUCCACCGUCACCAGCACCGGCAAUUUCGUGGUCAGUCAAGCCGCCAAUGCCCCCACCAUGGCCAUCCACCGCUGCGCAUGGCACUCGAAUACCCCCGGAUCCUCUGGUCAAUGGGCAUCGCGCCAAUUUGCACAUGUCCCUUCCACCUCCCAACCUCACAUCAUCCACGGCGAGUCCGGGGUCUGGUACACCGUCGACCAUGUCACCCGCAUCGACCAUGGAUGCGGCCUCGCAGCCUACUCCAGGGUCUAGUGUCGCAGCGCCCAGUCCGGUCAAGAAGAAGCUGAGUUUAGGGGAUUAUCUCAUUCAACGACGUGGCACGAUGAACACGCCGACGACUGAAAAGACCCAAAUUCAAGCCAGCGCCAUGCUUCCUCCACCUCCUCAAAAGUCGCCGUCACAGAUCAAUGACAACCAACCUGAUGGUGUCUCUGCGCAGUCCAAGCCUGAUAGCGCACCAGAAGCGGCUAAUUCGGAUGGACCUGUCUCUUCUGAUAUCACGAUGAAGGACAUUUCUCCUCCGGACUCGACCACAUCUCAUCUCCCCUCUGUUAUGUUCUAA